GCCCAGUAAUCGAGAUUGACAGCUGCCGGUGCAUCUUGUAAACGUUUGAACGUUUGAACGCAGCAUCACCUUCUAUCUAUUGGAUCUAGGACACGUGUACCUUACGGUGAUUGGGCUGAAGUGAAAAUGAAAGUGGUUUUGGUGUUUUGUGUUCUGGCUGUUGGUGCAAUUUGGGCGGCACCUCAGGGGAAUCCCGCCGAUGCACAGAUUUUGAAGUACGAAAGUGAUAACAUCGGCAUCGACGGGUAUAGUUUCCAAUUCGAGACAAGUGAUGGAACGUCCCGAUCGGAACAAGCUGAGCUACGAAAUGCUGGAACCGAUGCCGCCUCGAUUGUGGUCCGGGGAUCGUACUCAUACAUCGGCCCUGACGGAACUCAGUACGUGAUCAACUAUGUUGCUGACGAAAAUGGCUUCCAACCGGAAGGCGCCCACAUACCAAAAUAAUAAAAAAAAAGUUGAAAUUUAAGGUCCUCAUUUAAAAAUCAAGAUACUCAACAGGCUGAGCUUAGGAAUAAUUGAAGAAUAAAUAGUACCUAGUAUGUGGGAUGUUACCAAAUAAAAUAGUGAA
Molecule: messenger RNA, 568 nt
Organism: Uranotaenia lowii
Lineage: Eukaryota; Metazoa; Arthropoda; Insecta; Diptera; Culicidae
Product: flexible cuticle protein 12-like
Exons: 3
Coding region: 127-444 (105 amino acids)
Cellular component (GO): chitin-based extracellular matrix
Molecular function (GO): structural constituent of chitin-based larval cuticle
Source: RefSeq, a predicted model, not a curated record